Molecule: messenger RNA, 3844 nt
Organism: Motacilla alba alba
Lineage: Eukaryota; Metazoa; Chordata; Aves; Passeriformes; Motacillidae
Gene: FGF23
Product: fibroblast growth factor 23
Exons: 3
Coding region: 3055-3825 (256 amino acids)
Biological process (GO): positive regulation of protein phosphorylation; positive regulation of cell population proliferation; regulation of cell migration
Cellular component (GO): cytoplasm
Molecular function (GO): growth factor activity; type 1 fibroblast growth factor receptor binding
Source: RefSeq, a predicted model, not a curated record
GGUGAGUGCCUGGCUAAACCUCAGCUGAGCUGCCUCUGGAGCCAGGAGCAGGAGGCAGCAGGAGCAGGCAUGGGACAAAGGCAGGGCAGGGAGGGAGGGUAGUGAGACUCACUAAGGGCUGGAGCAUCAAUCACAGAAUCACAGAAUCACAGAAUCACAGAAUGAUUUGGGUUGAAAAGGACCACAAAAAUCAUCUUGUUCCAACCCCCUGCUAUGGGCAGGGACACGUCCCCCCUAGACCAGGUUGCUCAAUGAUUAUCUCGAAUAAAUUUCAUCCUGAAAGCUGGGGUCUGUCUUAUCCAUAUUUUCCUUUCAUCUUUUGCUCUGGAGUGAGGAUUUCCUCACUUUACCAUGGUUCCUGACAUUGACAAUAGGUGGUAGCUCCUCCAGGCUGUCUCCCAGCUCCCUUUGCAGGAUACGUCUAAGGAGCACCCUGCACCGCUGUGGCACCUGACACUGGCAGUGUAGCACCCUUGCAGUGGGAAUGGAAAAUGUGGCAAUGUGAAAUGGUUGUGAUCUUUAAAUUCAGUCCCAUUUUUUUUCUUUUAUUUCUCCCUACAACAAGCAAUUUCUGUUAAUUAUCAGCAAUUUUUAGCUGAGAACUGAGAAAAGCCAUCACAAUUCAGCAAACACCACAGAGCAAUACAGAAAUCUGAAAAAUCAAUCCCAGCUUCUGUGGUAAAAGUUGCAGAAAUAUUGUUAUUGCUGAUGCAUCAGCAAAAGAUGCAAGACAAGAAAGGUUGUAAUCACUUCUAUUAUAACAGAUUUGGCUGAAGGAGUAAAGCAGCUUUCAUACACCUGGCUACCCCAUCAACAGCUGAAUGGGUAGAGGAUAAGAGACAUAGCCACAGAAGGAAUAAAUGGAUCAGCCUGAAAUAAAAAAGACAUGGACUGUAAAAAAAAACAAAAUCCCACAACAAACCACACGUAGUGGGCAUUUAUAGGUUUAAAGCAAAAAAAAGUCUAGGAAAAAGCAGAAUUUGUAUUAUCAUUCUCACAAGCAGGGACUUAAAAAAAUAAACUUUAGCCUAGCAGAUUAAAAAGAACUUAGUAAAGUCUGGAGUUUUCUUGAUGCUGUGGGAAACUUUAGAAAAUGCUAAACAAUUUAACCUUGUAAAAGUAAUCUUUGCUUGUCUGAUUAUUAGAAAAAGAUAAACAGAUGCUCACAAUUGGCAUGUGCUUAAAUGAAGUUGAAUAAAUUUUUCAAACAUCUGAGAAUGUUUUCUGUGCCACCAAGGCACUGAAGAAAGAUCAGAUCAGUGCAUGCUGGCAAGAACAGCAAAAUGUCACAGUGAAUAUGAAAUAUCAAACCAGAAAAACUGCAGUCACAAAAGAAUGACAGAAUAUUCCAAGAGGGUACAGUGCCUCUGUGAGACACUUCUGCAACUGAGGUAUCAAAAUCCACAUUUCCAUAGGAAUCUAAUCAAGUGGGCAAAGAAAAAAACCAGAACAAUCAACUAAAAAACCCAAACAUUUGUUCUAAGACCAGAGUGAAAAAUAUGGGUGGAUAAUUUCAACAUUAAAUACAGAUAUUUCUUUUAAAAAAUAAACAAAAAACCAAACUGAAACAAAAAAGAAAAGAGAAGAAAAAUUAACUCUCCUUUCCUUCUAAGCUACCUUUUUAUUGAAAGCAUUUCAGAUAUUAUAACAAGUAAAACAUCUGAGGCCUGGACUGUCUUUCAGUGCAGCCAGCUUUGUCAGCCUGCUCAGUUUAAGAUCUGACCCUUAUACACUUUGGCUAAAAAGUGCUGUCAUUUACACAGGUGAAUAUACUCUGACGCAAGUCUCUGGAUUUACACAGGUGUGGCAGCAGAAUUUGGCAGGGUUUUACUCAUUUUAAACAAUAAAAAAAAAAAAAAAUCAGAUCCACUUUUGCAGUGGGUUACAGCUGUAUCAAUCCAUUAAUGUUAUCAAUCCAUUAUAUAUGAUGGUACAGCUCCACAGCUUGUAAAUGAAACUAAGAAUUUUUCAUGCUGUGUCUAGCUAGAGACUGAAACUGAACCUAACACUGCGACAGUUAAAAUCCUAAGGUUUCAUUUAUUAAAUAUUCAUAUAUUGUUUGGUACUUUUGUCUAGUUUAUAUUGAAUUUUGAAAGGAACCUUAAGACAGUCCAGUUUUGGAACCUGUCACUCCUAUCACUGAUUCACCCACAUACGGUGUACCAUUAGUACAGCAUUUUCACGAAAUAAAUGAAACCAUCUUUUUUUAAACCAGAAAAUUUUUUGUAAAGACCCACAACAUUGGCAGGACACCUGAGAAGCAGGUCUUGUAUCUUGGAACAUUUUUUACAGACUGCCAGCCAGAUGUGCAAUGCAGGGGCAAACAUCCAGCUUUUUUGAUUUACACAUUAUUUUCAGCUGGUUUUGGCCAACUUAAGAUUAUUUGUGUGACUCAGAAGGAAACAAGAGAUAGAAAAGGGACAGUUUAAUUGAAGUAGGCUCUGCUCAUAUCAAGUUCCCUUCACUUGAAUGGAGUGACACAAAUAUCAGCCCAACAGGCUUGGUGUGGAACUUAGACCAUAAUGAAGGGGGAAUCAGGCUCAGGACAACUUAAUACUAACUUUUGGUACAUUUGCAACAAAAUUUUAGCUGCAUUUGAUGUUUCCACAAAAUCACAAUGCAGCUUGGAAACGGUGAGGGGAGGUGGGAGUCUGAAUAAACACAUCUGGCAAAAAAGAAAGAUAAUUCAGGUCCGAAGGGUCAUUCCCUUCAGUUCAAGUGCAGUGGAUUGCCCUUCCUGGAUCCAACAGUAGAGGCGUGGGAAGCUUUCAGAUGUCACAGGGUUGUAGAUAACAUUUGAACAUAUGAUUAGCUUUCGUGAGCUGUCUUUAGAAACCUUACAUUUUUCCCCCACACACCUUAGCCAGAGAUCCUUCCCUUGAGGUUUCGGGACACUUAAAAUGUUGCUUUGCCAAAAAUCAAGGAUGUGGAGAAGGUUUUCCUGUGUGAUGUCAUGUUGCUGCCCUUUAUAAGCCUCUGCAGAGAAGAAGGGAUCCAGUCUGAGGAUUCACGCUCCAGGCACGAGGGGAGGUGAGGAGCAGACGCUGACCCACCAUGGAGCGGCAAGCCAUUCCCCAGGGCAUUCCCUGCAGCUCCCUUCUCCUGCUGCUCUGUAGCCUGAAGCCUUCCCUUGCCUUUCCCAACUCCUCUCCACUGCUGAGUCCCAGCUGGGGCAAUGGAGACCGCCUGAUGCACCUCUACACUGACACCGAGAGGAGCAGCUUCCACCUCCAAAUUAACGCUGAUGGCUACAUCGACGGUGCUCCUCACCAAACCAUCUACAGUGCCCUAAUGAUCAGGUCUGAGGGUGCUGGCUCAGUAAUAAUCACAGGUGUGAAGAGUGGACGCUACCUGUGUAUGGACAUGAAAGGAAACAUAUUUGGCUCGCAUUACUUCAGCCAAGAGGACUGUGUGUUCAACCACAGGACACUGGAAAAUGGGUAUGAUGUGUACCAAUCCCCCAAACACCACUUCUUGGUGAGCUUAGGCAGAGUUAAACAAGCCUUCUCCCCUGGUAUGAAUCCACCACCAUACUCCCAGUUUUUGUCCAGGAAGAAUGAGAUCCCUCUGUUCCGAUUCAACACCCCCGAGCCCCACAGACACACCAGGAGCGCAGAUGUUGAUCCCGUAGAUCCUCACCAGAUCCUGGUCCCGCAGAGGAAGACCCCAGUGUUUGGCUCCCUGCAGCAGCAGCCAGCAGAUUUUCCCCACAUGCCCAGGGAGCCCAUGAGGAUCAACCAGAACGACGUGGUGAACCCCGAUGAUCCUCACGCUAUGAUGGAGGCCAGGAGGUACCCAAGCCCCCGCUUCUACAUCACGAGAUAACCGCGGCCCCCGUGCUCAC